Engraulis encrasicolus (European anchovy) is the source of this 2549-nucleotide messenger RNA. RefSeq names its product acyl-CoA thioesterase 9, tandem duplicate 1 (gene acot9.1). Gene Ontology annotation, biological process: acyl-CoA metabolic process. The transcript has 16 exons. Gene Ontology annotation, cellular component: mitochondrion. The record is from RefSeq and is a predicted model, not a curated record. Gene Ontology annotation, molecular function: fatty acyl-CoA hydrolase activity. Bases 132 to 1442 code for a protein of 436 amino acids. Lineage: Eukaryota; Metazoa; Chordata; Actinopteri; Clupeiformes; Engraulidae.
AAAACACCCUUUCAUCUCCUCCUAUCCUGUCAGUUUAGAGGUCUCAAGCAAAUCUUUCAUGCAGUGAGCUUUCACUGUACAAAUUUAAAGAAUAUUUUCUCUUGAAAAUACCACACGGUCACCUCGGAGAUAUGCUACCAUUGAGACUACUAGCCGUGAGGUCAGCUGCGUCCCUGUCCAGCAGGGCGCUCAGUGUUAGUUCUGCCUGCCAUCAGGGGAAGGCUCCCGACAUGAAUGAUGGAAACAAAGAUUUGCUUGUGUCCAAUGUUAGAAACAGGCUCAGGGAGAUAGUGGGAGCAUCUACAAACUGGAGUGACCAUCAGCAGGCCAUGGCGGAGCGGGCGUCCCUCAGCUCCCUAUUGGCUAAGAGUCAGGAAGAGAUGCCUGCCAAGUCGGCCAAGGACAGCUACACAGAGGUGCACCUGCCCCUAGGAACGGACCCCACCAUCCGGGAGAAAUACCUCAACUAUCACAACAGCGUCAGGUUUGGCAGGAUUCUGGAGGAUCUGGACAGUUUAGCAGUGCUCAUCUCAUACUCCCACGCAUGGAAUAAGGAGCUCAAUCGCUCACCGCUGUCAAUCGUCACAGCUCUGGUGGACAAGAUAGAUAUGAGGAAAAACAUCAUCUACCCGGACUGCGACAUCAAGUUUACAGGAAAUGUGACCUGGGUGGGGAAGACGUCUAUCGAGGCCAAGAUGCACAUGUCCCAGUACCACAAUGGAGCUUACAGUCCAGUGCUGGAUGCCACAUUCGUCAUGGUGGCCAGGGACCCAGAAAAUAAAAGGGCGGCGUUUGUGAACCCACUCAAACUCGAGGGACCAAAAGAGGAAGAAGAUUUCCAGAAUGGAGAAUUGAAUAAGAAGCGACGUAUGGAGCUGAGCAAGGCGUCUCUGCUGAAGGCGGCUCCCACUGCAGACGAGAGGACACUCGUACACAGCCUCUUCCUCAACACACUGGACACCAAGACAGUGAGCUUCAGGAGUCGAUUACUGCCUCCAAACUCGGUGUGGAUGGAGGACGCCAAGAUGAAGGGCCUGGAGAUAUGCCACCCACAGGAGAGGAACAUCUUCAAUCGCAUAUUUGGUGGUUUCCUGAUGAGGAAGGCCUAUGAGCUGGGAUGGGCUAACGCCUGUGCCUUUGGUGGUUGUCGACCAAACCUGGUUGCCGUGGACGAUAUUCUGUUCCAGAAGCCAGUGGAGAUUGGCUCCUUACUUUUGUUAUCUUCACAGGUGUGUUACACGGAGGGUCGAUUCAUCCAGCUGAGGGUUCACACCGAGGUACUGGACCCCCUGACGGGCCACCACAACACCACUAACGUCUUCCACUUCACCUUCCGCGUGGACAAGGCAGUGCCCGCUGUAGUGCCACGCAGCUACGGAGAGUCCAUGUUGUAUUUGGACGGGAAGAGGCACUUUGACGAGACCAUGAGGGGACAGGUCUGAAGGACAAGUGGAGACCUUUUCCAACGCCUUAGAACGUUACUACAAGGUUACUGCGUAACGUUCAUAUUUUGCACCUAGAAACAAUAUACGUACGUCCACAUGUGUCUUUGUUGCUGUUGUGUGAGUGAGGGAAUAUUGGGGGUAUUCCAAGAAUCUGGCUUAGCACUGUAGUAAACCAGGUGAAGUUAACUUUGAGGUAGUGGCGAAUCAUUCAAGUAGAAGAGCCAGGAGUCCUCUUCUAAGGACGCUUGUGUUCAAUCUAUUCGCAGGUUUACCACUUCCUGUAGGUUAACUUAGUUCUUGGAAUACCCUCAUGAUCAUGUCUGAAAUGUUCAGAUGUUCACUACUGCACUGCUGUACUCCAAAGGGUGUUGGUUACAUUAUUUGGUCUACUUCAUAGUACACAGUAGAGACCUAGUGAACAUGUUGGAUUUGGCCUAUGACUGGGAAUGGGAUAUGUAAUGAUUUAGAGAUGAAAGUACAUUAUAUGCAUGCAAUGAUUGUCUGGUUACAAAUAUUUACGUUACAUAUAUUUACAUAUUUGAUAUUCAAAAGGUUUUAUGUUACUUUAAUACAAUCCUUUUGUUUACUGAUUUUUUUUAAGUUUCUAAGACUUUAAGUUACACAGUCGAACUGGUUGUGUUUUCUCAUCAUGUCAACGUCUGUUUUCUUACUGUGUGUUUGAUUAUGGAAACAUAACACUUAAAGCUCCACUGUCCAAAGCUAUGUGUUUUUAUUUGUGCACAGUCAGUCACAAUGGUGUCAUUUCACCGCGUGUCCAGUUCGUUUUCUGUCUUGUUGUCAACUAAGAGCUUAUUUGAAUGGUGUUUUGGCAGCUGUACUUGCUACAGAACGUUUCCCAGAUGUAUAGGAUAUUUUUAUUUUAUUGCACUACCUAAAGCUAUACUGUACAACCUCAAAUAGAAAACAAUACUUGUGUUCCUUGUCUUAAAUGUAAGCGAAACGCACAUCAUUUGGGUUGUUCUUUUUUUUACUCUUCUGUUUCUACAUUUGAAAUCAAUCCACCAUAUGUAAUCCAGCAAUAUUCAAUAUAUAGAGAAUCCCCUUUUUUAUAAAAUAAAUAAAUGUUUGUAUGCGGAGAGGUGA